AAUUUUGUAAACUCAACCACUUUUUCAAUCUGUACAGAACAAGAAAAAAACGUAAAAAAGAUUCGGAGUUAUCUACCCCCAUCAUCCUUUGCACUUCUUGGUAAUCUUAUUAAAUAUCAUGUUAAGGAUAAGCAGUUACUUAUUCACCAUUCUCCAGAAUAUGAAAAAAAACAUUAUCAAUGGACUUUUGAGUUCAUUAAUGAAAUGGCAGACAUAUAUCCUAGUGAACUUGAGCGUUCUAAAAAAUUUAAAGAAAAAUUUCAACAAUUAUUUGGCGAAGAAUUAAAAAUAAUUUGUCUAGAUGAUGAAUCUUCAAAUGAUGGUAUAUUGGAAUAUAAUUUCUAUUCAUUUAGUGUAUUACGCCUACUUGCUGAGAUAAAAAAUGAAAUUGGCACUGCUGGACCUUGGGUGUGUAUUUUAGGAGCUGUGUAUAUUGAGAAACCUAUCGUAGAUUUCUUAACAGACUUCAUACCUCUCAUUCCUACAAAUAUUCGAAAUCACACAGAGCGAGUGGCACAACUAUUCAAAGCUUUAUGUUUGGGGGUUAAUAGACUAAAGGAGUAUUAUGGAUCGAUAGCAAAUCUACAAAAUUCACAACAGUUUUUUCCUUAUCCGAAUCAAUACAAACGACAGAAUACAACUAUAGAAUUUACAUAUGAAAAAAAGCUU
Molecule: messenger RNA, 669 nt
Organism: Racocetra persica
Lineage: Eukaryota; Fungi; Glomeromycota; Glomeromycetes; Diversisporales; Gigasporaceae
Source: the annotation of a GenBank genome assembly